Messenger RNA from Lacerta agilis (Sand lizard), 1470 nucleotides. Its product is annotated as vitellogenin-2-like. Gene Ontology annotation, molecular function: lipid carrier activity. The transcript is spliced from 12 exons. The record is from RefSeq and is a predicted model, not a curated record. The coding region runs from base 1 to 1470 and encodes 489 amino acids. NCBI's taxonomy places the organism in Eukaryota, Metazoa, Chordata, Lepidosauria, Squamata, Lacertidae. Gene Ontology annotation, biological process: lipid transport.
AUGAUUUCAAUAAAACAGCAAAGCAGCUCGUCCUCCAGCUCCAGCAGCUCCUCUAGCUCCAGCAGUGAAGAAUACACAAAAGGCUCUUCGGAUAAAGUAGCAUCCUUUGCUGUCAAAUGCCUCACUCGCAAUAAGAGACAAUACGGAAUCAUUGGCGAGGUUUACCACAGCUCCUCCGUGCUGAAAGUGACUAUGAGAAACAUCACACGGCCAAGCAAGCCAGUUGUCUGCUUCGUAAGCAGAAUGGUCACCCCUCACAAGCUCAGGACCACUCUAGAAGCAGGCUGGGAUUGCAAGGACUACCAGGUCGCCGCGGAAGUCGAGACGGGUUGGUUUGCUAAAAGGCCAGCAGUUCAGUUCAAGGCUACACACAAAAGGCUUCCUGUGGUAGUGACGACCUUUGUGCAACAAAUAACUACACUGAUUCCUGGAGCUGCUUACAUGAUGGGCUAUUCAUACAAAAUUCAAAGAAAUCCCUCUCAAGAGGUUACACUGGUUAUAGCUCUAACUGAUCCUAGAAGCUACGCCGUGAUCAUGAGGACACCCACUGUGACCAUCUAUGCUGAAGACUGCAUGAUUCCGUUUACACUGCCUAUCGGUGACGCCAGCCAACCUUCAAAACUCUGGGAUGUUCCAUCAGUGAUACUUGCUAGUCAGAAUGGUGUCUGCAAAGUCGAAAGUCAAAAGAUCACAACUUUCACCGGACAAAACUUUGACAAAAGAUUGCCUCCAGAUUGUUUCAUGACUUUGUUACAAGAUUGUACCUGCGACAAGAAGUUUAUGGUGCUGAUAAAAUAUGAAUCUAAUAAUGCAAACAACAUGCUAAUCAAAAUCACCAUUGCCGGCAGUGAAAUUACCCUCAAGAAUCGCAAUGGAAAGAACAUAGUGGAAAUUGAUGGUUCUUUAAUACCACUGGCACGUCUCCCAGUCAGACAUGAAGAGUUUGCCGUUAAAUCAGUCCACAAUAGUGAAAUUGUAAUUUCUUCAUUGUUUGGGAUUCAGGAGCUGAUCUACACUGGACGUAGUGUUCAGGUAACCGUUACUCCCGCUAUCGGAUAUACCUGUGGUCUUUGUGAAGUAUAUGGUGGAAAUGCAGAAAAAUUACGAACACCAAGUGGCUACUCAGCUAAAGAUCUAGAGAGCUUUGCUCACUCCUGGUUGGUCCCCGAUGCAUGUGGUGGAGAAUCUGUUGCAGCCUGCAAACUGAAACACACAACUAGGAGACUUGAGAAACCAAUCCGGAUUGGAGAAGAAGAUAUGCAAUGUGUUUCUAAUCUGCCCGUGCUGAGCUGUAAGGAGAAGUGCACACCCACCACAACAACUCAGGUGUCUUCUGGCUUCCACUGUCUCUCAGCUGGGGCAACCAUGCCAACUGAACUGGUUACCCUCGCUUCAAAAUCAGAAGACCUGGUUUCCUUGGUUGAAGCCCACGUAACAUGCAAUUGUGCUGAAGAACAAUGUGAAGCAUAA